Messenger RNA from Phytophthora sojae, 3498 nucleotides. RefSeq lists its product as hypothetical. Gene Ontology annotation, molecular function: ubiquitin-protein transferase activity. The record is from RefSeq and is a predicted model, not a curated record. Bases 1 to 3498 code for a protein of 1165 amino acids. The transcript is spliced from 3 exons. Gene Ontology annotation, biological process: protein polyubiquitination; proteasome-mediated ubiquitin-dependent protein catabolic process; positive regulation of protein catabolic process. NCBI's taxonomy places the organism in Eukaryota, Oomycota, Peronosporomycetes, Peronosporales, Peronosporaceae.
AUGAUGAACUUCACUCUUGAUUUAUCUGGUUUCGGAGCGACAUCGACGCAGUCAACUACAGCCAGUGAUACCACGAAUCAGGCAAGGGCGGUUGAGGAAGAGUCCAAAACUGAGGAGUUGCCACCGACAGAGACACACACGGCAUCUGCUGCGCAAGAAUUGUCGACCGAAUUGCUUGAUCAACAGGACGGACAACAAGUGUAUCAGUGUCCUGAAGGUAUGGAUGCUGAAGUUUUCGCUUCGUUACCUCCGGACAUGCAAGCCGAGAUCAUCGCACAGAAUGCACCUGCUGUCGCUGAGUCGACUAGUGCCCGCAGCGACACCGCCACGGCAGGAGGUGGUGGCGGUGGAUCGGAAAGUAUGUCACAGAUGGACCUGGACAUGGCCAACUCAAGUUUUGAUCGUGAGACUUUAGAGGCGUUGCCUCCGGAUAUCCGCGCCGAAGUGCUGGAGAACGAACGGCGAGAGCGCGAGGCUGCCGCCCGCGCGGAGACGGCGGACACAUCCCGUGCACAGGAGAUGGAUAAUGCGUCCUUUGUGGCAUCGCUAGCACCGGAGCUGCGCGAAGAAAUCUUGGUGACGUGCGACGAUGCAUUUUUGCAAACGUUGCCAUCGCAAGUACGCGCGGAAGCUAUGGUGCUGCGCGAGCGUGCAGCUUUCCGCUCAACUUAUCGCGAGCGUGAUCGCGCCACGGAGGGGCGUGGUGGAGGAGGUGGCGGUGGUGAGGGCGACAUGGACGAGCUGUUUAACCGGCCUACCCUCCGUCGAAUGUUGACUUCUCAAAGUCCCGACAGAGGAGGCGGUCGUCGUCGGUCUCGAAUGUACGAUGAGCUGGGUGGAGGGCGCCGCAGUAGUCGCCGUGAGUACCGACAAGGAGCUGGCAGCUCCAAGGCGCACAGGGGUCUUCUGCGUGUGGAGAAGGACGAAGAAGAAGACGCCGGAGAGCGGAUUUUCGACGACCGUUGCGUGCGCGGUUUGCUGCGCCUACUUUUCAUGACGCAGUCCGUCAUCCAGAACCGCGUGUUCCAGCGGCUGCUUGCAAACAUUUGUCUGUAUCCAUUGACACGCUGCAGUGUUCGGCGCAACUUGCUGCGUGUGAUCUCUUUGCCGCUUGCCGAGCCCCUGGUUCCUGGCGACAAAAGGGACGACGACGAUGACGGUAGUGGCAAAAUCCAGUUUCCACCAAGCGCGAUGUAUGGAUGCGGUAUCGAUGGAAAUCGGUCCAUUGGAGGAUCAGCCGUGCCCGGCGAAGUGGUGAAUCGCAUGUUGCAUGUGCUUGUGUCGCUUGCAAAGUAUAAUCCCCGCUUCACAGUGGAAAUGCUGCAGCCUCAUGGAAUGCGCCACCAAAGUAGUGGCAAGAGUGAUUGCGUCAAGAUGGAGCCAUCCUCCAGUGAAUGUGGUGUUGCUGUACUCAUCGAUUUACUAGCACUCCCGGUGGUGUAUCGCAACGGUACAAAUCUAGAUGCGCUGCUCGAGUUGCUUGAGCUGAUUUUGUCACCGCUAGAGCGGCUUCACAAGCCGAGUGGUAGUGAUGAGGAGAAAAAGGAGGGCGAAGAAGCGGAAGCGUCGACUCCUGAACCGGGUGAUGAGUGGGUAGCUGUCCCGGCGGUGGAACUAGAUGAGGCGCGCAUGGGUGAGAUCGUUGCGGUGCUUGCGAUGGACCUCUGCACGACUCAAAUGCAAGAGCGCACACUUGCCGUGCUGAAGCUCUUGAACCAUGUGCGUGGCAACCGCGAGCUUGUGAUCCGUGCAGUUGUUCGACAUGCGAGCAAUUUGGCGCGUUCGUCAGCGGUAUUGCCGUCGGCUCAGGACGAGCUGAAGCUUCUGCGGUUGCUACACUCGCUGUCGGAUGUAUGCGAGAACACGGCAGAGUUUACGGAGUGCUGCCAAACCAUCGGUCUUGAGCCGCUAUGGGAUGCACUGAGCGCCUCCCUGACUGAAGCGCGUGCUAAGGGUGGCCUCGAUGAUCAAGAUAGCGCAUCUGAUGAUGGGGAAGGAACAGUGAUUGAAGGUAAAAGUGCGGGUGCUUCAUGUGCGAUGGCAGCACUUUUGGCGCGAUUCCUCCCAAUGGUGGAAGCCUUCUUCGUUGUCAAUGCUCGUGAUGCAGCGUCGAUGUCGCUGCGAGUACCGGACUCAAGCGAGCGCGAGGAGGCCGUUGUAGCUGCUUUGCGUGUCGGCGGAUUUGACGGGGCGGACGCUACCGCGCUGAUGGGGGUUGAAGAGCAGAAGGCGUCACCGAAGAGCGCACGAAAGCGCAGCUCAUCGGCCUUGUCGACAAUAUCUGACGCUGGCGAGACCAUGAGACUGGCGAACUUUGUCGAGUCCAAUCGCAUGCUUCUCAACCUACUCGUGCGCGAGAAACCGUCGCUGCUGGAUACGUCUUUGGCUGCUUUGAUCAAGAUUCCUCGCUGCCGGGCGUACUUGGCAUUUGACAACAAGCGCACGUACUUCCACAGUGCGAUGAAGAGACUGCGACAGACAGCGUUGCGGAACCACGGAGGUGGGAGCUCGUCGGUGCGUAUCCCGGUACGCCGUGAACACAUCUUCGAGGAUUCCUACUACGCGUUGCGCAUGCGCAGCGGUACCGAGUUGCGGCGAAAGCUGCACAUUUCAUUCACGGGUGAAGAAGGUAUUGAUGCUGGUGGAGUGACGCGAGAAUGGUACAUGAUUCUGGCUCGUGAAAUGUUCAACCCGAACUACGUGCUGUUCACAUCAGCCGCCGAUUCGCCUACUUUCCAGCCGAACCCGCUGUCUUACGUGAACAAGGACCACUUGAGCUACUUCGAGUUCGUCGGAAAGGUGCUGGGCAAGGCCGUGGCAGACGGCCAACUUCUUGAUGCUCACUUCACGAGAUCGUUCUACAAGCACAUCCUGCAGUUGCCGAUUUCGUACCAUGACAUGGAAGCUAUCGACCCGGAGUAUUACCGUAACCUGCACUCAAUCCUGGACAACUCGAUUGUGGAUCUUGGGCUGGAGCUGACGUUCUCGGCUGAGCAGUCGAACUUCGGCAAGGUGGAGGUUGUUGAUUUGAUCCCUAACGGCAGGAAUGUGGCCGUGACGGACGAGAACAAGAUGGAGUAUGUGAAGCUCGUGACGCACCAUCGAAUGGCGACUGGCAUUCGACAGCAGAUUGAUGCGUUCCUCAAGGGUUUCCACCAGUUGGUGCCACCUGAGAUGAUCGCGAUCUUUAACGAGAACGAGCUGGAGUUAUUGAUCUCAGGCAUGCCCGAGAUUGACAUCGACGAUCUGAAGGCCAACACGGAGUACGCCAACUACAAGCCCACAGAUUCGGUUAUCCGCUGGUUUUGGAACGUCCUUUACUCGUUCACACACGAAGAGCGGGCACUGUUUUUGCAGUUCGUCACUGGUACGUCGAAGGUGCCGCUGGAAGGGUUCAAGGCGCUUGAAGGCAUGCGUGGCACGCAGAAGUUCAACAUCCACAAGGCUUUCGGCAACAACAGUGCGCUGCCGUCCGCACAUACAUGGCAAGUCUUUUGA